GAGCACUGUGUUGGGUGUUUAAGUUGUGCUAGGAACUUUGGGAAAAUAUAUAUAUGCAUACAUAAGUAUAUAUAACGUUGUUGGGUGAUUUCUUGUUUUCCAAGCAUUAAGCUGCGUUCAACUCAUCCAUAGAGUUUAGUAUCGCCGGUGAUCGGUGUUGGACGUAGACGUGUUCAAGUGCUCGACACGCGUUAGCUAAAGCACUCGUUUCAUAAUUUAAUUAAUUGCAGUUUGCUAUUUAUGUUUAUAAUUGUGUUGUAAAAUGUUGCAUUUAACUAACUCAGAUGCGUUUAUUGCAUUGCUUGUGUUGUUGUACACUGCUGUGCCCAACAUUUCCGCCAUUAGGUAUGGCCGUUGCGAUUCCCAGUUCGAAGGCAACGGCACCUGUGUGCAGCUCUCCGAGUGCCAAUUUAUUCUGGACAUUAUUAGUGUACCUUCAAUUCCUCCCGAAAUGUUGAAGAAAGUGCAAGAUAGUCAGUGUGGCUCUGAUAAUACUUUCAAAGGUGCGGAUAGAUAUCUGGUUUGUUGUCCAGACAAAUAUUUGAAAGAGUCCAAUGCGCGAAUUGAGAGACAACAGAGAGAUGGAAAUGUGUUGCCCUCUGCCGGUGAAUGCGGAAAUAAGGUUUCAAACUUUAUUUACGGUGGUAAUGAGACCGGUAUUUUAGAUUAUCCAUGGAUGGCAUUACUACGCUAUAGAUCACGAACUAAUGAGCUCGAAUUUCUCUGUGGUGGCAGUUUGCUAAACACCCGUUAUGUGCUAACGGCCGCACAUUGCACGGUACGAAGCCAGCAACGGGUGCUGCACAGCGUCCGUUUGGGUGAAUGGGAUAUCAGGACCAAUCCUGAUUGUGAGGUUGACAUUAAUGGUGUGAAGUCUUGCGCACCGGAAUUCAUUGAGUUGGGCAUAGAAAAGAUAAUAUCACACCCGCGAUAUGUAAGCGGCUCAAACGAUCAAUUCUUCGAUAUAGCUUUAUUGCGUCUGGAGAAGAGUGUGGCAUACACCAAUUUUAUACGACCAAUUUGCUUACCGGGAUCUACCGAAUUGUGUGGCAGCAUGUUCGUGAACUCCACUAUGGAAGUGGCGGGUUGGGGAGCCACCAAUAAACCGAAAGCCGCCUCAUCGCCAGUCAAAAUGGCUAUUUCCGUGGGUAUCUGGGAGACGGACAAGUGUCAAAACAUUUAUAAAACAUCGAAUCGCAUUAUCGAUGGUACGCACCAUUUGUGCGCUGGCGGCGUGACUGGCAUCGAUGCGUGUCGUGGCGACUCCGGUGGACCAUUAAUGUUGCAAGAGUUAAUAAAUCAUCGAUAUAUUUAUUUUGUGACGGGCGUUAUCUCCUUUGGUCCGAAACCUUGUGGUUAUAACGGUUGGCCGGGUGUUUACGCCCGUGUGGGUAAUUACGUAGAAUGGAUAAGAGAUAGCCUGGAACCUUCGAUGAUGUUAAGGGCAAACGAAUUAUUGUUUUUUUGUUACUUCGCUGCUGUCUACAUACUGGCCGUAAAUACUGUGUUCGUGAGUUAUGGCGUUUGCACGACGCCCCACAAUUUACGAGGUCACUGCGUACCGCUUUCGGACUGCCCAACUCUAUAUAAUUUAAUCACACAAGCCAAUGACAACAUUGAUAUUAAAAAUCAUUUACGUAAUAGCUUCUGCGGAACCGAUGUCAAUGUCACUUCGACAGCGGGCAAGACACGCGUCUGCUGCAGGGAUAAUCUAAAUCCGGAGAAUAAUGGGGAAUCUGGUAAAAUCUUGCCAGCAGAGGGCACUUGUGGCACCACUUUCAAUAUGCGCAUUUUUGGUGGCAUCGAAUCGCAGGUGGACGAGUUCCCUUGGUCGGUGCUGAUAAAGUAUCUAAGACCAUACAAUGCCACUGCACUAAACUGUGCUGGCGUGCUCAUCAACCAACGUUACGUUCUCAGCGCUGCGCACUGUCUUAGGAAUCCCAGCAUACCGACCACAUGGAAGCUCGACAGUGUACGUCUCGGUGAGUGGGAUAUCUCCAAUGAUCCAGAUUGUUUUAAAACAGCCGACGGUAAUGAACACUGUGCGGAUCCUUAUGUGGAGGUGAAGAUCGAACGAAUCACCAUACACGAUAAAUAUAUACCACACUCACAAUCGGAAUUCUAUGACAUCGCAUUGAUACGCAUGGCGGAGAAUGUUAAAUACUCGGGCACCAUACGGCCCAUAUGUUUGCCGCAGUCGCCCGAAUUACGGGCAAUGACAUUUUACAAUGAGUAUGCCGAUGUGGCUGGUUGGGGACGCACGGAGGUGAGUUCCUACAGCACUGUAAAACGGACCAUUUCACUGCUCAUUUGGGAUACGGACGCGUGUGCGAAGCGAUUCGCAACCAUAAACAUUCCGGUGAAUAAGUCGUUGCAAAUGUGCGCCGGUGGACAGGCUUUGCAGGACACGUGUCAGGGCGAUUCCGGUGCGCCGUUGACGAUGCGGAGUCGCGUGAUGAAUUCACCACAUUUUGUGGUGGGUAUUGUAUCGUUCGGCAUGCAGCCAUGUGGCAUGCAAUCUUGGCCCGGCAUCUAUACGCGUGUCACACACUACAUCGACUGGAUUCUGCACAAUCUGGAGGACUAACCGUUGUGUUUAGUUGGGGCUGAGCAUAUGUUUGCAUGUGUGUGUUUUGAAUGUGAUUACAAACAAUAUAUUAUUGUUUAACGAAAAUAUUGUAUUUAUUUUGCUUUAUCCAUAUUUAGUUAAAUAAAAUAAAUUAAAGUGUUUGCUUUAAAUUACUCGUGUAUAUAAUUAGUAUAGACUGGACUAUGCCUGUACAGCUUUUACAUUUGUAAACCGUUUCGUUUACUUUACUUACUUUACUUUACACAUUUAUUUCUUGGUUUUAUUGGUUUCACUGCUUCGUUUAAUUGUUAAUUAUUAUAAUGUUUCGCCAUUUUUAUUCAUAUUUAAUUGCGCUAAUAUGGGAAACAUUGUUGUUGUGGCAUAUUUAGUUUGUGAAAUACUGCUUGAUGGUCGUUCGUACACGUAAUUGAAUUUCAUUUACGAAUUUUCGUAGAAGGCAACAUUCUUUGGUAUAUUUUUCAUAUCUUAGCUUCAAUUCGCUUUCGCUGGAAUUUUUAUUUUUAAUUGAUAAUAUCUUCGAUUGAUAAUAUUUUAUACGAUCGAUUACAUCUGCUUUCGAUUUGCUCGUGCAACUGCAUUAGGUUUUUAAAACUGCAGUUGACUUCAAAAAUUAGAAUAAAUACAUAUUUUUCUAAAUAUUAACAUAUACAUAAUACAUAUUUAGGCUGAUAAAUUACGAAAACUAAUUUUAGUUACAGUUGCUUUUGAAUUAAACAAAUUCUUCUUAUAGUUAGCAAUUAAAGUGCUGAGAAGUGUGUUUUUAAAUAAACAAAUUGCUGUGACCAUUUGAGUUUCAUAAUAACCAUGGAACGGGCUUGGGAGUUAAUUCUUACAAGAGUCGCCCACUAUUUUGGCCAACAGCAAUGGCUAAAACAACAAUUCGAAGUAAACAAAUUUCGCACAACUUAUAAGUAAUGAAAAUCACAUUUUGCAUAAUUUAACAAUAACGGUAUACCAUA
Messenger RNA from Zeugodacus cucurbitae (melon fly), 3549 nucleotides. RefSeq names its product transmembrane protease serine 9. Bases 263 to 2587 code for a protein of 774 amino acids. Gene Ontology annotation, molecular function: serine-type endopeptidase activity. Gene Ontology annotation, biological process: proteolysis. The transcript is spliced from 8 exons. NCBI's taxonomy places the organism in Eukaryota, Metazoa, Arthropoda, Insecta, Diptera, Tephritidae. The record is from RefSeq and is a predicted model, not a curated record.